AUGGCCCUAGUGCCAGGUUGCUGUGAGCAAGAUGGGCCUUGGCCCAGCGAUAACUCAGGACCUCCCAGGAAUCUAGAGGAUCCCAGGCUGACUAACCACCCCAGGAAGGACAGUGAAGAGGAGAUGACAGAGGUUGAAGGUCACCAAGACGUUCAGGUUGAGUCUCAAAAGCCCCACCUGCCCUCCAUUGCGGUCGAAGCCUCCGAGGUGAGCGAAGAGAGUGGGGAGCUCCACUGGUCCCAGGAGCUACUGCUACUAGAUGAUGGUGAAGAAGACGCUGAAGCCUUCUUCCAGGACCAAAACGAAGAGCCAGGGUGGGCUUGGAACCCACUGGAGCCCAGGUCGCCCCUAAAAACGCUUAACCCAGGAUUCGGCUGGGGGCAGGAGCAGGAAGGUCAUCAGGAAGGCUCUGGUGUCUGCAGAAGUUUGGGGGACUUUUCUUAUCCCUUGCCUCCCAGUGGCUUUGAUGCCCACGUCCAGUACCCGUGGCGGCGGCUGGCCAGCCCGUCCCUGCUGCAGCAGAGGCAGGAGCAGGCCCUGCGCUUCUUCGUAUCCGAAGAACCAGUCGAAGGUGGCGGCACUGCCCGGACGCACCUGGGCGUGGAGCCGAUCCCAGAGGCGGCGGUCAGCCAGACAGCUUCCAGCCAAGGAGCCUGCGCGGCGCCGCCCAGCCGCCAAGGUCACCGGGUGGAGCAGGCGGCCGAGCGCCAUUCCCAGUUCCCAGCGCCCUUCGGAGACACAAAGGGGGUGCGGCCUGCAAAUCCCCGGACCCCCAAGAACGCGGACUGCGGCCUCGGAAAAAAGGAACGCCGACACCGAUCGAUUGGUGCAAACACUCAGGUGCCUUGGAAGAAAGGCCCAUCUCCUUCUGAAAGUUCACAGCCAAGAAAGCCCCAGGGAGUCACACUGCCGAUUCCAGUCCAGUGCCCGUGCCAACAUUACCCUGUCGGGGAAGAAGCGCAGAAAACUCCUCCAGCAGAUCCGGCUGGCGCAGAAGGAGAAGGCCGGCAUGGAAGUGGAAGCCCCCCCAAAGCCAUCCAGGACUCAUGAACCGAAGCCCAAGCGCCAAAGGACCAAAGCCCCCCAGGAUGUAGACAUGGAGGUGCUUGAGGAUGGGAGCUAAAUAUCUCACCCCUUCUAGAAGCUUUCCACUGGAGCCAAGAGGCCCAAAGUCAGUGGACUUUGGAGAAAGCAUAGUCCCUUUCCACUGCCCCCACCUAUUGCCCUCUUCCAAGACGGCCUGGGGCCCCUGGAAGGAGGUCAGAGGUCAGAGGAGAAGACUGGACUGGAGAGGGGUCCCUAGCUGUGGGUUCCAUUUGUAAUAAAGCCUGGAGUACUGGC
Messenger RNA from Echinops telfairi (small Madagascar hedgehog), 1341 nucleotides. RefSeq names its product LBH domain containing 1 (gene LBHD1). Lineage: Eukaryota; Metazoa; Chordata; Mammalia; Afrosoricida; Tenrecidae. The transcript has 7 exons. Bases 1 to 1050 code for a protein of 349 amino acids. Gene Ontology annotation, cellular component: nucleus. The record is from RefSeq and is a predicted model, not a curated record. Gene Ontology annotation, biological process: positive regulation of DNA-templated transcription.